Molecule: messenger RNA, 2542 nt
Organism: Aedes albopictus (Asian tiger mosquito)
Lineage: Eukaryota; Metazoa; Arthropoda; Insecta; Diptera; Culicidae
Gene: Ero1L
Product: ero1-like protein
Exons: 6
Coding region: 652-2142 (496 amino acids)
Biological process (GO): protein folding in endoplasmic reticulum
Cellular component (GO): endoplasmic reticulum; endoplasmic reticulum membrane
Molecular function (GO): protein-disulfide reductase activity; FAD binding; thiol oxidase activity
Source: RefSeq, a predicted model, not a curated record
CAUCGCUACCAUCGCUACAUCUCCCGACUCAUUCCCGUUCAUUCGAAUAUGUGCAUCGUACAUCCACUGGCGAUGAUAGUCUGACAUCGCGGACAUGCUCGUGUUGUGUACAUACAAAAGGUAGUAGCAUCGAUAUACCUGCUCGGCUGGUGAUCUUUCGUGGGCAGCGAUUUUCACAACGCGCGGUGUUCAUUUCAGUAUGUGCUUAGAUUCCGACGCGAUUAUUUGGAAGGAUUGGGUCAGCUGAAGAAAAAGAAGGUGCCAUUCAGCUUCGUGACUCGCCUUCUGCUCAACUCGACGUCUACGUGCCAGUCAAGGAGAAGUGCCGUGAAAGUGAAUGCGAAUAAUAAUCGUCGCGAGACCGCCGCCGUCGUCGUCAUUGUGUGUAUAAAGUGUUGACGUGUAGAUUUCCUAGUGGAUUUCCCAAUAUGUACCGCUGGUCGAGACGGCUUGAACCGAGAUCGGUGUGAAUUAGGAGUAUACCGAAUUAGUGUGAUAACGCCAUUCGAAUGCAUAGUAUCGCAAAAAAGUAUCUGAAUGAAAGUGUAAAACCAGUGAAUGAGCCCAACGUGAGCCGUGUUAUAUUGAAUAACAAAUUUUAUGUGGAAGCUAGUGUAUAAAUAAAAACAGUGUCUGGUCAAGCAGCAACAAAUGAAUGUAGCGACAAUGUCAGUGUCAAUGGCACCAAAAGGGCGCAGAGUAUCUUCCGGUCAUUUACACCGGUUCCAGUGGUUUAUCAUAAGUUUUGUAGCGCUGCUUAGUGUCGUGAAUUAUACAACCAGUGGAUACUUUUACAACGAAGGAGAUGAUUCCAGCAAAGACAGAUUUUGCUUUUGUCAGCUUCAGGGAACGAUCGACGACUGCAGCUGCAACGUGGACACCGUCGAUUUCUACAACAACGUCAAGAUCUUCCCCCGGUUGCGCAGUCUUCUAGUCAAGGACUUCUUCCGUUACUACAAGGUGAAUCUCAUGAAGGAAUGCCCGUUCUGGGUGGACGACAGCAAGUGCGCGAUGCGGUUCUGCCACGUGGAACAAUGCGAAGAAAAAGAUAUCCCACCGGGACUGAAGGGGGACGUGUCGUCUUAUCACAAGUACCUCAAGGAAGUGCAAACACUGACGAAUUGCAACGAAGAUCUCGACGUGGAACUUGGAUAUCUAAACACCAGCAUCAGUGACAAAGCGCACAAAGAAUUCAAAAAGUGGGCCGAUUAUGACGAAGCUCAGGAUAACUUUUGCAUAUCGGACGAUCACGAACCGGGUGCGGAGUAUGUGGAUUUGCUGUUGAAUCCGGAAAGAUAUACUGGUUAUCGAGGAGAGUCAGCUAGGAGGAUUUGGAGCAGCAUAUAUUUGGAGAACUGCUUUCAGUCGCACUCCAUCCGACGUAAGAACCCAUAUGCAGCAAUGAUCCCGUACCACGAUAUGACCCAGAAUGAAGUUUGCCUCGAGCAUCGUGUCUUCUAUCGGAUGAUCUCCGGUCUGCACUCGAGUAUUAAUAUCCAUCUCUGCGGCAACUAUUUGCUAUCGGAAAAAUCUUCCAUGGGAUUUGUGUCCCCCACCGGAGUGUGGGGUGCCAACAUGGAAGAAUUCGAACGCCGUUUCAGCCCUCAGACAACCGACAACGAGGGGCAGCACUGGCUGCGGAAUCUGUACUUUGCGUAUCUGGUUGAGCUGAGGGCGUUGGCCAAGGCGGCCCCGUACCUGCGCAAUGAGGAAUACUUCACCGGUCGGGAUAAAGAGGAUCGCGAAGUGAGGGUUGCGGUAAAAGAUUUGCUCAAUGUGAUCGAGAGUUUCCCAUCGCAUUUCAACGAAUCGGUCAUGUUCAGCGGAGGAACUUCGUCGGUGAAGGUUAAAAACGAGUUCCGGGAGAAAUUCAUGAACAUUUCCAAGAUCAUGGAUUGCGUUGGCUGUGAUAAGUGUCGACUGUGGGGAAAACUACAGGUGCAAGGAAUGGGAACAGCGUUGAAAAUACUGUUUUCCGGAAAGUUUGAUGAUGAUAUGGAUUCGAACUUACAAACUAAACUGAAACCAGACAACUCCCAGUUUAAGCUCAAAAGAGCGGAAAUAGUAGCUUUGUUCAAUGCAUUCGGAAGACUUUCCACCAGCAUACAUGAAUUGGAGGAAUUCCGGCAGCGAAUGCGGUGAGCCACAAGCAGCUUUGUGAUAUGUUCCAACUAUAGUUAAAUCAAUCAAUUACCAGACUGGCAGUGAACAGAAAACAGUGAUACAGGUGCUUACAAUGCAAUGGUAUAAUACAGCUACAUAUAAUACCCUGGAGGGAGUCAAUUGAAGAGGGUCGACAGGCAAUCAAACGCUCAAGUGUCGCAGCUCUGCGGAUGUAGGCAAUGCGAACGAACGCAUUUUACAAUUUAGAACAAGCGCAAGGUCGCGCUUCGUUUUCUAGGUUUAGUGAGCGGGUCCUAACUUAAACUUGCUAGUAAUUGAUGUGUGUAAUUGUUGUUAGAGAAAAUGGAUGUAUGUAAGUAAUUUAUACAAAGACAGAUAUUAUUGGUUUUGUAAAUAAAUUGUUCCUUUUUUACACAAA